Dacryopinax primogenitus is the source of this 762-nucleotide messenger RNA. RefSeq lists its product as uncharacterized. The transcript is spliced from 2 exons. The annotation marks the transcript as partial. Lineage: Eukaryota; Fungi; Basidiomycota; Dacrymycetes; Dacrymycetales; Dacrymycetaceae. The record is from RefSeq and is a predicted model, not a curated record.
AUUAAUCCACAUAUGCAGACCCUGGUUGAACCUUUGCAUACCAUAGAGCUGGGAAUGGUGAAGUAUGCCUGGGCUCACACCUGUGAUCAGCUUGCUCCCAAUGUCAAGAAGAAAGAUGAUUGCAUUCUGUGUCACCCUAUCAAAGGCACACCCAUGAGCAUUGUCCUCCAGCAUCUUCAAGGAAUGAACAUGGAAGGAUGGGGCACACUGGAGUUUGAACCAGAGUACAUCUGCCAGUAUUGGGGUGCCCUCAACAGGAAACAUUUCCAUACUUUGGUCCAUUGUAUGCCCUUUGUGCUGUGGGACCUAGUAUCACCAGAUACAUUGGAGCUCUGGGUAAUCCUCGGGCUGGCUUGUGCAAAGAUCUACAAGUAUAACAUCAAAGAUAAACUGAAGCAUGAGGUAAAGUUAAUCCAGGCACUUCUUCAUGCAUUUGCCAGAGCCAAUCCUGACCGCAUGUGUGGAAAAGCAAAACCUCACUUGCUAAUGCACUUGCCAGAUCAUGUACAUCUGUAUGGACCAGUGACACUCUUUACAACUCAGCAAUUUGAACAAUACAACUCAAUAUUUUGGGGGAGCUCUGUGCUCAGCAAUCAUCAAUCCCCCAGUCAACAUAUCACAUCCAGUUCACCCAUCUGGAGCAAGUUCAACACACAGUUACUGGCAGAUGGUUUCAAGAUCAUGAAACUCAGCUUUGGAGACAAGCAUCUCCAAAAGUAUUGGAAGAGAUCUCUAUGCAGGAUCACUGGCUGCAUGCAUUAG